AUGACAGCCAUGAGCCAAGCGAGCGCCUACGACAUAGAGCUCUUGGGCCUGCCGGAACUCGGGAAAGACGAAGCAUACUUGCGAGAGUUUCUGAACGCUGCAUGGUGGUCCAGUCUUGGCGACGCGGGUAUAGAGCAGGAGGAUGUGAAACCAGAGGACGAUCCCAUCAAAGAGUGCCGAUUCAAUCAUGGCCAACUGGUUCUUCGCUUCAGUACGCCUGAAGCUGCAUCUUUGGCUCUUGGCCUUAAUGGGCUCCGGUGCAGAGGCUGUGAGCUAAGGUUCAGCAGGCCCAAAGGCUGCACUUCUCACAAGGUGUCCAAGCAACCACACCAGGUGCAGGUGGCCGAUCUGCGUGCCAUCCUUGGCUUCCAGAAGGAGGCUUUCGCCAUGCUUCAAGGAUGGCAAGAAACCAUCUUCAGAGGCAGCAGUUGUUUGCAGGUCUUGGACGCGUGGUCAAACGUGCUACCAGCCAGCCACUACGACAUGUUGGCGGUGGACAGGUCUGCCUCCAGCGAUGAGAUCCUUGCCUCCUUCCGACACCAGCGUUCGUUGGGUUGUGACCGAGGGAAAUUGCGAGAAGCCUAUAGAAUACUGACGUGUGCCGACGCGAAAGUCCAAUAUGAUCACGAACCCGAGCAGUUCAUGUGGGAUGCUCUUCGUGCAGCGAAGCACGAUUACUUCCAGCCAGCCUGCUUCGUGCUGCGCAACUUGGACCGCCUGCGCAAAGGGCUUGUACGACGCAUCCAAGUGCUGCCGCGCCAAAGCUCGCACCUGCGGCGUGAGAAGAAAAUGAUCGUCAACAGAAGUCGGGGAGCUGACCUAUGCAUCGUAUCAUCGGAGCCGCAAGCCAAGUACCUGCCAUCGGAAGUCUGGGUUGCAGGAGAACGAGUGCAACUGUCAGACGUGGAGGCGUUUGUACAUCGAGCAGGUGACGAGGCCGACGGAUUGCGGGCCACGCCAGAGCGCACCAUCCUGACUGUGCCUAAGCCAUUGCUCGACAAGCUUCCCCACGGAGCAGAUAGGCAGAACCUCAUUGAAUCCGUCAAAAGCACAACAGGACUUUCCUUGACCAUAGUGGAGGAUCGGAUGAUUUUGGCGGCACAUGAGCGAGGGCCGCAGGGACAGCAUCUUCUCGCCCAAGCCAUCGCGAUCCUGCAGUCGCAAGUGAUUUGGAGAGCGACUGUGCAGUUCAAUCAUGGCACUUAUCAAGCGUGGGGAUAUGCGAUGUGGGCCGAGAAACUUGGCAUCCAAGUUGUACCGAAUAGGGAGCCAGAUCGCGAGGAAGCAUGGGAGGUGCUUGCAACAACUCAGCAAGAGCUGCAGCUUCCGUCGCAGGACAGCUUUCCUCAAAUCGUCACUGCGACCCUCAGCGCUUUACAAGAGCGUGCCGAUGUCGGCAAAACGGUGACCAAAGUCUUGACUUCGAAAGUUGUUGCCUUUGAAGUGAAGGAAGCCAACUUCGAAGUUCGUGCAAAGGCAAUCUGCCUGAUGAUCCGGUUGUGGGCACGGAAAAGGCUUGCACACAACCUUGGGGACUUUGAACAGGACUCUCUCUUCAAAACUCUUUGGAAGCUGGCGAUAAUGUUGGCGGAUCCGCAGGCGCACCAACUUCUACUUAUUUGUGGUCAAGUUCUUCAAGCGCUGCACCUGGCUUGGAUUCAGUUUCCGGACAAGAGUGGCUGGCUGCCGUGGGACAUGCUCCUGCCUGCAAUAGGCGACCAGCUCGGAGAGCUGCUAAAGCGGGCAGCUGAAGCAGAACACAUUCAAGUGCGCUCGAAUUGGCAGCGCAACGCCAGCAUCGCAGCAUUCAUCACAGAAUACAUCGCUUUCCACGAGUUUCGUACCUGUGAGACCGGCAUCCAGGCGUCCAGCAAAGCUUGGCGCUCUGCUCUCAAGCAGCCGACCUCGGUUGCGGCCCAAAGCGCAAUGCCAAGCGCUACAGUUCAGCGACCUCCCGAAGCAGCCGCAGCCACAGCCUCCCCUCCCAAGCGAGAGAGAGAGCACACCGAUGACGAGAAGCCAGAAAGCAAGGUGCCUCGAAAGUUAAUCGAGGCGUGCGUGAGAAACGCGCAAGCACAGGUUCCCCUGUCACAGUCGCGUCAGACAGGACCCGAGCAGCUAGAGCAAAAAGUCAAGCCAAAGACAAAGGCAAGGCCGAAGGUUUGCCAGAAGAGUGCGGAAAAUGCCAAUACAAACAACAAGCUAGCAGAGAAAGUCACGAAGGUGGUUGACCUGGACACGGAUGAGGACACCACCCCUCAGAAGCCCACGCUCACGUCUCCUCCUGCAAAGCCCGCCAAGUCCACCGGCACGUCUCCCCCGGCAUCCACGCCGCAAUUCGAGCAAUGGUUGAAAGGCUUCGAUGACGGAAAAGGCAAAUUCGCCGAUCUGUAUUUGCAGAAGCUGCAGGAGCAGUUCAGUGACAUGGAACAGUUCAAGGAAUGCGCACAGGAGUUGUGCAAUUGGCAGGGGCAGAAGCUGCAAUUGAGCCACGUGGAGUCAGAGUUCUGGACGGCGCUCGACAUUAAAACCAUGGGCCACAAGCUAAUGUGGCUGAAGCAGCUUCAGAGCCUUUUCAAGACUUGA
Symbiodinium sp. CCMP2592 is the source of this 2586-nucleotide messenger RNA. The record is from the annotation of a GenBank genome assembly. NCBI's taxonomy places the organism in Eukaryota, Dinophyceae, Suessiales, Symbiodiniaceae.